AUGUCGUUAUUAGUUCUAGAAGGCGUCACUCUUGGACAAAAACAUAAGCAUUAUAAUACCCUCGUAAAGACGGCUUCUAACGACGAAACAUUAAAUUUGGAAGGAAUUGAUUAUGAAGAUAACGACAUCGAUAAUUUAUUUAGGACAGAUGUCGCUUGUUCUCGGCGAGACGUACGAUAUAUAAUUGAAGUAUUGAAAUGUAAGGAUAUGCAAUUUGUAUCACGCGCGCUUCAUAACAGUGCGUGGCUUUUCUCCGAUGAUCAGUAUGCGCACAUAAUCAACCCGCUCUAUCUACAACAAGAGAUUUUCUCUAAAAUAACCAAAAAAGCAAAAAAUAAACUACUUUAUUCCAUCAGACUUAAUAUGAGGAACACUAAACGUGCUGAUGAAUUUUUCAAUUAUUUAAAAGAAAACUUCAAAAAUGCCCAAAAAUGGUUACCUUAUUGUUCCGAAACUCUGACUAUAAGUAUUGUUAAAGAAGAAUGGAAAAAUAUUAGCGUUAGUGUAAUGCAUCGUUUGUGCAGAAAAUCAUUGGCAAUUUUGAAAACUUGUUGUGAAACAUGCCCUUCACAACGUUGGCUAAAAAGUGGUAAAUCAUUUCUGUACACCGAUACAAAGGAAUAUUUGGAGAUCCUUAAUUCUAUGCAGGAUAAAUAUAUACCUCAAUUUGGUAAAAAAGCUACACGAUUUUUAAUGAAUAAUGUUCCUGGGGUGGUCCAUGAGAAUUUUCACAAAUAUUGUUACGUAAUUGAUUUACCUGAAUUCGCGAAACACCUUAAAAUUGAGGAGAUAAAAAGUUUCAUAAUAAAACAAUUACAAAGUGAUAGAAAUGAAAUACGUUCUUGGUGUAGGUAUAAGUAUAUGAAACAUAUAAUUGAACGUAUUCCAACGAAGGAACGGUUUCAAAUCGUACAAGAAUUAUUUUUAAAAGUUGAAAAAGAUUUUUCUCUGGGUGUCGCUCACUCUGAAGUAAAUGAUGAAGAAAUGGAGAAUUUUUAUUCAUGGUACCGUUAUGUUCCUUUUGAAAUCGCAAUUAAAAAAUUAAAAAGUGUGAUAUUUGAUGAGAAAAUCAUAGACAAAUUAAAUGUAUUGAAUGAUAUGGAUUUUUUAUUCACGGAUACUGUACCCGGCUCAAGUAUACGUCCGUGGGCUAUCAGAGUACUAGUGAGAUGUGCUGCUGGCAACAUGUAUCAUAUACAAACACUACUACGUUACUAUCAAGAAUAUCACACCAAAGCUCUUUACAAUGAAUAUAUAAGCUUAAUUUUGGUCAGGAUUACAAAAACAUACAAAUAUGAUGAAACUACGUGGAAUAUGCUGAACAAUACAUUCCAUAAAUUAGGUGUUUAUGAUGAUAAAAAGAUACUUGACCCAGCUAUUUAUCAUAACUGUAUUCCAGCAAUUAUAUUUCAUAAUGUUCUUAAUGAUAAAUGCAUACCUUUAGUUAUAGAAAAAAAAAUAGCAUUAAAAUAUUUUAUAAAUUUUCGACAAAAAUUUGAACCAGAAGAAAGCGAAAAAGUGUUUAAGUACUUACAUAAACACGCAUUGAAAGAAAUAACUAUUAAAGAAAUUAAUAACAAAUUUGAUCUGGUUACUGUGAUUGCUAUGUGCGAUGAUUUUAUUAAGUUUUUGAAGCAUUGGAAUAAAACCGUCGAAGAGAAUCCGUCAAUAAUGGAAAAAAUUCAUGAGGUAGUCAAAAUCAUAAAAGAAAAUUCGUGGAGUACGGAUUCAUUGGUUUCCAAUGAGUUCAUUAUUUUUUACAAGAAGCACAAAAAUAUUAAAAAAUAUUUUUUCGAAGAUGCACUACUCUUACACCGAAGUGACGAAACAUAUUUAAUCGCAUUAAAAUAUAAUCCUGAUUUGUUAUUACGGGAUAAGAGCAAGAUAGAAAUGAUAAUUGAUAACGAUACAAUAUCAAUGAGACGAACUCUCAUUAAGCUGCGGGUCUACUGGCCAAGUUCUAUAGUCAACCGGUGGAGUGAAUUAUAUCUCACGAGAUUGCAUCAAACAACAAACAACAAAGUCUGUGUAGAAGCUCUCUUUAUUUUACUUCCUCGCAUGGAAACAUUGACACUUGUAGACAAAUAUGUACCUGCAGUUACUAAGAUCAAUUGGAAGGAAGAAACUAGUACUAUCCCAUUUAAUAUAAGGAAAAACAUUUGUAGAAGUCUGUAUAUGAUACGUCCUACUAUGAGUCUCGAUACUGUGUUGUUGUAUGCAAAAGGAGAUUACUUUAGAUUUGCAGCUCCACUACUCUAUGACAUCUUUCUCAGUAUCAAUUAUGAUCAUGCUUCUACUUAUAUACUUAAAUUUUUAGACGAUUCUGAUAGUUUCCAGAGGCUAGGUAUCCGAUAUAUUUUGGAAAAUUUAGAAACUGUCAAAGCAAAAAAUAUUGUGCUAAUUGUAUGGAAUAAAGGCAGCUAUUCCGUAAAGUGUGGGCUGUUUAAACACAUUUACAAACUUUUAAUUAAAGAGAAAGAAUCGAAAAUGAUUGAAAGGAUAUGGGAACUUUUAAGUGUCUUAUUCGAUUAUUUAACCCCUGAAUUUUAUGAAUCUGUUAAAACAAAGAAAGACAACAUUAAUGCAGUACCAAAACUUAUAAAGCACAAAUUUUACAUUAAAUGUUUUCAAUAUUUGAAAUCAUACCCCACAACAAAUCAGAAAGAAUUCUAUGGUGAUUUUUAUAGAUACAUGAGAUUUAACGUUGAACUAUUGGAUAUUGAUGUCGUGGAAGAAGUAUUAUGUGAAGCCAUUGAUCAAUGUUUUACCGAGGACGACAAUGUCUAUUAUUACCAUCGUGAUAAUGUUUUUCGAUUAUUAACAGCAUAUUUGACGUUCAGCGAUAGUAUAGAAAAUCAACAAAUUAAAUUUGACAAAUUGUUUUUGCCGGUCAUAAAACGGUUUUUAUCAGUGUGGCAGAAUUACAAACGCUUAUUCAAGAAAAUUUUGGAAAGCCUUUCCUUGAAUGUAUCAAAACGAUUAUUGAAUACAAAAAACUAUGUUGUCCCUACGUACUUAUUCAAAAAAAUUCAAAAUAGUAUUGCGGAAUCGUUCUCGUUGGAAAAAGAAUAUAAUAUAAUAACAUUUUGGAAUUUAACAGUAAUAUUUGUAGAAUUACUUGAGAAUUUUUCUUAUAGCGACAAAUUUCAAAGCAUUUGUGAAAACAUGAAGAAAUAUUACUAUAACUAUCAAUACGAAUGUCCAGAUUUUAUAGAAGUUUAUUCUAACAUUGCACCAGUAUUUGGAAAAGCUUGUUUGAAAUAUUUUAUACAAGAGAACAGAAUAUCCAGAUAUUCUUUUCUUUGGCCGCUGGCCUCAAAAUCGAUGAUGGAUGCAUUGAUAUCGCUCAGUUUCCCUUAUUCAGUUAUGAAUCAAACUUUGAAACAUAUGCUGCUAGAUGAAAAUGCCACAGAAAUUGAGGCUUGUUAUCUUAUCGUCAUCGGAGUUGUUCGUUGCAUGUAUAUAAAUUCAGGGAGUGGUGAAUACAAAUUUACUUUUGAUGAGGAAUUGAAAAACGUUAUUUUGUGUCAUCCUUCAAAAGUCAUUAGAACCCACUAUCGCCACUGUGAUUUACCAUAUCAUGUUUAUAAAGAAGACGAAAACUCUGAUUGGGGUCGUCCUGGUCUUAUGUAUGGUAGAGGUCGCCCAAAUGAUUCGGAGGUGUAUUAG
Messenger RNA from Diatraea saccharalis (sugarcane borer), 3669 nucleotides. The record is from the annotation of a GenBank genome assembly. Lineage: Eukaryota; Metazoa; Arthropoda; Insecta; Lepidoptera; Crambidae.